Lizanozyma spartinae is the source of this 1104-nucleotide messenger RNA. RefSeq names its product phosphatidylglycerol phospholipase. Gene Ontology annotation, molecular function: phosphatidylglycerol phospholipase C activity. The transcript has a single exon. Lineage: Eukaryota; Fungi; Ascomycota; Pichiomycetes; Serinales; Debaryomycetaceae. Gene Ontology annotation, biological process: glycerophospholipid catabolic process. Bases 1 to 1104 code for a protein of 367 amino acids. The record is from RefSeq and is a predicted model, not a curated record.
AUGAGUAACCCAGUUAUUACUGGCCAUAGAGGAUACAAAGCCAAAUACGUUGAGAACACAUUAGUGGGGUUCACUCAUUGCUACGAAGAUGGAGCCACCAACAUUGAAACAGAUACCUGGGUUACUAAAGAUGGAAUAGUGGUAAUAAGUCAUGAUGUUAAUACCAAACGAAUUUUUUGUCAUCGUGAUGGCAGUGAAGCGGAUUAUAAUAUUUUGAAGACCAAUUAUGAAGACCUUAAAGACCUUGUGACCAUUAAGUCUGGUGAAAAAUUAUUGAAGUUUACAGAUAUGUUGAAUUGGUAUAUUGAAUAUUGCAAAGAAGAAGACGCCGGUGAACAAUUCUCAAAGUAUAUUCAAUUGGAUAUUAAGCGAUUCAAUCCUCCCAAGAUCAUGAGACUCUUAUUUGAAGAUCUACUCUCUGUUAAAGACGAUUUGAACUUUUGGUGUCAAAGAAUUCAGUUUGGGGUUUGGGAUAUCAAUUUCCUUAAAUAUAUGAAUCAAACUCAAUGGUUCCAAGAUACUUUUGAUUCUGAUAAGAAUAUUAUGAAGCCAGAAAUCUUUCAUAUAAGUUUCAGUUGUCAAGAUUCCACUAGAUAUUUGGAGUAUAAUCAGUUUCUUGACCUAACUUCACCAAAGGAUAAAUAUACGUUCAAGGUCAGAGGAAUUCUGAUGAUAUAUGUUGCUACAUGGUCCCGAGAUUUCCUAGUCAACUUUGUCCCGUUGCUAAAGACUAAUGAUUUAUGUUUAUAUUCAUGGACCAUCAAUAACACUAUCCAGUACGAUUACUUGAACAAGGUUGGGAAGACAGCGGGGUUAAGACAAUACGGUAUUAUAACAGAUGACCCAGGGAAAAUGGUUAAGUAUAAGAAUUCUAAACUAGAAGAAAAGACAUCAUCUACUGUCACUGAUAUUCAAUUGACUUGGUCUCAAGUUGCUGCUAAUUACAUGUUUCUGAUGUUUACUAAAGCAGCAGGAGCUAAACGAGUUACGGAAGACGAAUUGGAUUUUGAAGCUCCUGUUGAUGGCGAGGCAACAAGAGUAGUCAACAUUAGCCCAUUUUUUGCUUAUAUUUUUUUUACUUUACAGAAGUUCGGUAUAUUUUAG